CUACACAAAGGUCGAGGUUGACCCUGUACGAUAGAGCACCUGAAUAUCCUUGUAAUCCUCCCAUAUAAAAUGAACCGAUCUUUGAUUAGGAGUCAUUGGUUUCUUACCAACCAGGUUUAAUUGUUUUUUGAACGUAUCGCUGUAAUCAUGGUUUUGAGAAUUUUGGUCAUUUCUGCCAUCAUUCCUUUCAUUCAUGGAAUGAUUGGUGGAAAUCCUUGCUACCCGGAUCCAUGUGGACAAAACACGCAAUGCCGGGUUGUAAGUAGUCGUCCUGUAUGUUCGUGUUUACCAGGACAUUUUGGAAAUCCUCUGUCGUAUUGUCGACGAGGAGAAUGCCAAGAUAAUGCUGACUGUGGUCCGUCCCAAGUCUGCAGAGAUUUCAAUUGCGUAAACGCUUGCAGUGGCCAUUGUGGCGUAAAUGCAGAAUGUAACCCGCGUAACCACGUUGCUGUGUGUUCAUGUCCACCACAAUACACUGGAGAUCCACUUGUUAGUUGCCGAAGAAUAGAUCCAGAGGAAUUAUGUCAUCCAAGCCCAUGUGGUACGAACACAAGAUGCGAAGUAAAAAAUUCAGUCCCUGUCUGCAGUUGUCUACCAGGCUACGUAGGCUCGCCAUUAACUGGCUGUAAACACGAAUGCGAAUCUGACUACGAUUGUUCGCCCUCGCAAACGUGCCAAAAUUACCAAUGUACUGCUGCCUGUAAAGCUGGUCUUUGCGCAUCCACAGCUAUUUGUGAAGUUCAUAGCCACAGAGCCGUAUGUACUUGCCCUCAGGGUACCUUUGGAGAUCCCUAUGUAUCUUGUCGUGCUGAGUGUUUGGCUGAUCGAGAUUGCCCAUCUGACCGACCGACUUGUUUGGGCGAUAAAUGCGUAAACGUAUGCAGCGGAGUUUGCGGAAUAAAUGCCAAUUGCGAAGCCAGGGGAGCCACUCCUAUAUGCAGUUGCCCAAGAGACAUGACUGGAGAUCCAUUCGUACGAUGCAGACCAUUUGAACCUUAUGAUUUAUGUGAACCUAAUCCAUGCGGUGCCAACUCCAAGUGUCAGCCAGGACACGAUAACACAGGUAAAGAGAGGCCUGUGUGUACCUGUCUUCCAGGUUACGUUGGAAACCCAUUAACUUCUUGCCAAAGAGGAGAAUGUCAGUCAGAUAGCGAGUGCAGAGGUGAUCAGAAUUGUCUAAAUUACGAAUGUAAGCCCACAUGUGUUGAUCAAUGCGGCGUAGACGCAAAUUGCAAUGCUCAAAAUCACGUAGCUACGUGCACUUGCCCACCGGGUUAUACUGGAAAUGCUAUUGCUAGAUGUUAUCCGAAUUCCGAACGAAGAGGUCGUUAUUAUUACAGAUACUCUAAAAAGAAGUAGGUAUGAUGAUAGUAUUCUUCAUCAGUUUGUUUUCUUUCACUACCAAAGUAACUUUGUAUUCUCAUGUAAUAGUAGGUAUACCUAUUAAUUAUCUGAGAAAUUAUUCUCGAGUUUAAGAUAAUUUUUCGAAACGUGUUUCAAGUGCCAAUCAUACCUAUCUAAUAAUAUUUAUUUUUCGUUAUGCAUAUAAUGUUUUUUUUUUCUAAAUGUCUGUGGAAAUAAAUCGUUCAGUAUUUUAAUGACUAA
This is a messenger RNA of Planococcus citri (citrus mealybug), 1605 nucleotides long. RefSeq names its product nidogen-like. The record is from RefSeq and is a predicted model, not a curated record. The transcript has 7 exons. Lineage: Eukaryota; Metazoa; Arthropoda; Insecta; Hemiptera; Pseudococcidae. The coding region runs from base 148 to 1359 and encodes 403 amino acids.